GGCCACCCUUGUCCCUGACCCUUUCCUCCUCCACCUUUCUCCUCGUGUCCCGGCCUUCCCAUCAUGCCUCGCGCAGCCAGACAGUCAGAAAAUGGGACGCCCCGCCUGCGCACCCCGAGCCCGUCGCGUCGCCGCCUCUCAGCGUCAUCAUCGACACCCUCCUCGCCCGACCGGCCAACUGGCCCACUCGACGUCGCGGUGGCCCCCGAAGAGCGCGAGCUCGUCAAGGUCAACAACGCCAGCACUACAGAACUCAAGAACGCAUGCGACGACACUGUUAAACGCUACCUCUCACGACCAGACCUCUUCAAGCAAAUACACACGCACACUGACGUCCGGCUCGGCCUUGGCUGGCUGAGCGUGCUCGUCGCCGGCGGGACCGCGCUGUACGGCUACAAAGUGGAAUUUGAGCAGUCGAAGAAGGGCGUGUGGGCAGGACUAAUACUAUACUGCAUCCUGACGACAUUACAAACAUUAUACGCGUUCUUCGUCGAGGGGAACGUCGUGUUCGUCGGCAAGCGCAAAUCGUUCUCGAAGCGGAUCAUCACCGAAAAGAUCACCCUCAGCUCACGAACAGAACGCGCAACGCGCGAGACCCCGCCCGCGUACGAGCUCUCCGUCACCUACCUGCGCUCGACUAGCGGCGGCAAGUCACUGCUGGCCAAGGGCAAGACGCGGGGCGCGGCCGGGUACAACACGUUCUUCGACGCGUCCGGUGUCAUGGACCAGGAGAAGUUUGAGCGCUGGGUGGGCGUGCUCGUCGAGGAGGCCAUGGAGGGCAAGACCUCGUAGCGGAUCGUAUCUCGUGUAUACCUAUCAUUUCGUGUGCUUUCUUUGGAUGUCUUGCACGGCAGGAUUUGUAUCAAUAAGUUAUAUGCAUACUAACACUCGUGCCUACAGUCAAAGGACUGGGGCCUACAUGCUCUUGACUGAUUUUAUCGGACUGCUUGUGCACUCGAAGUUCGGCUCGAGUUGGUCGUGUUUGGUCGUGUGACCGGUUGAUGUUAUGAUUGACAGC
This is a messenger RNA of Schizophyllum commune H4-8, 1018 nucleotides long. RefSeq lists its product as uncharacterized. Gene Ontology annotation, cellular component: signal peptidase complex; membrane. The record is from RefSeq and is a predicted model, not a curated record. Lineage: Eukaryota; Fungi; Basidiomycota; Agaricomycetes; Agaricales; Schizophyllaceae. The coding region runs from base 64 to 792 and encodes 242 amino acids. Gene Ontology annotation, biological process: protein targeting to ER. The transcript has 4 exons.